AUGUCUGGCUCUUUGCGUCGCCUUCAGAUAGGCGCCUGUACUCUCCUCGCGGCCGUCAGCGCCUUACAACUUCCCGAAUAUACCGGAUUGAAGACGUCUCUCAACAACAGCAUACUGGAAAUAACAUUCCAUAAUGCUGAUUCUUCUGUCAACCUGUGGAAUCAGGAUACCUCGAAUGGAUUGACGGAUAUCGUGAGACGGCUCCAGCGAGAUAACGAAACCAAGAUUGUCAUCUUCAAUAGUGACGUCCCAAGAUUCUUCAUGGCCCAUCUGGAUCUUUCGAUGCCUGAUCUAGUCGACAGUGUCCCAGCUUUCGCUGAGCUCAUGUUCAAUAUUUCCACCCUUCCCCAAGUCACCAUCGGUGCAGUAGAGGGAAGGGCUCGCGGCGCAGGGAGCGAAUUGCUUGUAUCUCUCGAUAUGCGCUUUGCAACCAAGAACGAUACCCUCUUCGGCCAACCUGAAGUCGGAAAUGGACUUUCUCCUGGUGGCGGAGGCAGUCAGUUUCUCCCAGGGCUGAUCGGACGAGGACUAGCUAUGGAGUACAUCCUCAGUGCGAAUGAUAUCAAUGCAUGCGAAGCCGAACGAAUCGGCUGGAUCAACAAGGCAUUUGACACUGCCGAAGACAUGCACCUCUACAUCAACCGGCUGACUUCACGUCUGCGACUGUUCCCUCAAUCGGCCUUGUCUGGAGCAAAAGCUUCCAUUAACCGCCGUUCAUCGCCAACGCUUGAAGACAUCCUCCGCGAUGCGACCGCUUUCCAAAAGCAGCUGACCGAGCCCGUCGUAUCAGAGUUGGGCGUCAAGGCGAAUGCACUUGUGGAAAAAUCGUCCGAAUUUGACGUUGAGCUCAAUUUGGGUGAGGUUAUUCCUCAGUUGUAUGAUUGA
This is a messenger RNA of Didymosphaeria variabile, 885 nucleotides long. RefSeq lists its product as uncharacterized. Gene Ontology annotation, molecular function: enoyl-CoA hydratase activity. The record is from RefSeq and is a predicted model, not a curated record. The transcript has 2 exons. NCBI's taxonomy places the organism in Eukaryota, Fungi, Ascomycota, Dothideomycetes, Pleosporales, Didymosphaeriaceae. Bases 1 to 885 code for a protein of 294 amino acids. Gene Ontology annotation, biological process: fatty acid beta-oxidation.